AUGAAUGGAAUUCCACUCGGCAUCUCCUUCCCCCAUCUCCGUGAGCUGGGCAUCUGCAGCGUCGUCAUGGAGGCCGGGGACAUCGACUUUGUCGUCGCCAAGAGCCCCGUCCUGGAGACCCUCAACAUCCAUGGAUGCAACAAGGGGCUGCGCCUUCGCCUCGUCAGCCAGAGCCUCCGGUGCGUCCAAGUUUGCAGCUCUUUUCUGGAGGACAUUGCCGUGGUGAAGGCUCCUCGCCUCGAGCGGCUCAUCCUGGAGGGCUUUCGGAGCAACGCCGGUGGCUUGUGCACCAGAGUCAGGAUUGGCGACGCUCCCAAGCUACACGCAUUAGGAAUCUUGGAGCCAGGGAGCACCAUACUAGAGAUCCGAGACACCAUCGUCAUGGCGAGCCCAAGCACCAUGGCCACCGGCAUCAAGGUCCUGAGUCUGAAUGUGCGUUUCGGAAACCACACGGAUGCCAAGAUGGUUCCCUCCUUCCUCGGAUGCUUUCCCAAUUUGGAGGCACUCCACAUUAUUUCUGAAAAAUGUGAUCAUCAAGCUGGCAGUGCCAGGAUGAACCUCAACUUCUGGAAGCAGGCCAAGCCCACCGAAAGCGUCAAGUCGUGUAUCAAGGUGUUCUCUUACAGAGAAUUCCGAGGGGAGCUUGGGGAGGUUUCCUUCCUCAAGUUCUUCUUCCGGAACACGAGGGUGCUGAGGACUGCGUCCAUCUCCAUGGCUAACCAGAGCUUCACGACAUUCUCGAUGGAUGAGGCGACUCGUAAAGCGCAGGAAGCUUCUAACAACAUGGCCAGCAGGUCCUGCGAAAUGGUGCUUCUCGGGAGCACAGGUCCUGAAGGAGGUAGCCCCUGGAGCUUCAAGAGAGGGACGGUUUACUCCUUUGAUGACCCUUUCUCAGCGGUGCAGAUCCGCAACAUAGCUUAAUAUCUGUAUUUGCUUCUUUUGGUACCUGAUUUUGGUGGUACUUACAUUGCAGACUUUGUGUUAAAUUCGUUGUCUGAUCUUUGAUGAGAAUCAGAAAUACUAUGGACUGAUGAUAGCUUGGUUGCCUCUUUCCUGUAGUAUAUGCUCCUUGCAACUUUUUGAUUGUGGCAGCAUGUUUUAACUGUAUUUUGUGGAUCAUGUCGUCCUGAUCGCCAUGCAGAUCAAUUAUCAUCAGAACUCUAUGGUCUUUAGGCAUGUAUUGUUUUGAUUAUAUAUGUCCUUGAACUUCA
Triticum urartu is the source of this 1211-nucleotide messenger RNA. Lineage: Eukaryota; Viridiplantae; Streptophyta; Magnoliopsida; Poales; Poaceae. The record is from RefSeq and is a predicted model, not a curated record.